AGUGCCUACUGCGUUAUACAAGGCACAUGCUUAUUGCUUAUACCAUCAGCUACAAUGAUUAUAAUUUAUAUUCAACUGAUUUAAGGGCCAGUUUAAGUAGCUAUUUUAAUUAUUUGGUUUAUUGUUUGAUAAUAUUUUUUUUUCUAACAGUUAACAAGUAUUUUGCUUAUGGGUAGUAUAAUUUAAAAAAAAAAUCAUGUUAUGUGUAAAAUAUUUUUUGUUAUGUGUCUCAAGUUUUUUAUUUUUUUUUAAACCUGCAACUGUCUAUGGAUUAGUAGAACCAAUCACAGCUGGUGUUGCUGCAGGAGCUUUUAUGAUAGGAUACUUUGCAGAUAAAUUGCCUUUUUUUAAUGAUUGUCCUAAAAAAUUUGAAAUAAAAGAUCUUGAACUUGACAUGAAAAACAGUUUUUUUGGGCAACAUAUUGCAUCAAAAAUUGUAAUAUCUGCUUUGGCAGGUAAUUUGCAUCGUAGCAAAAAAAAUAAGAAACCAAUAGUAAUGUGUUUCCAAGGUUCCAGUGGUACUGGUAAAAAUUUUUUAUCAGAUUUAAUUGCUAGUCAUAUGUUCAAUUCAACAAAAUCAAGAAAAAAACGAUAUCAUGUUAUUAAUGGGCAAACUGAAUUUCCUUUGCAAUCAGAAAUAAACAAUUAUAAGGAAAAACUUUAUUCUGAUGUGAAAUCCGCUAUAAAAUCAUGUGAUACAAAUUUAUUUGUUUUUGAUGAAAUCCAUUAUAUACCUAUGGGUAUAUUAGACAUACUAGGACCUAUUCUUGAGAACAAUGAUGUGUCCAUUGAUUCUAGGAAUUCAAUUUUUAUAUUUUUAACUAAUACAGGAUAUAAUCCAAUUUUACAAAAGUAUUUAGAUCUUUGGGAUAACGGAUUUUCUAGAGAGGAAAUGACAGUUGCAGAUUUUGAUACCAUUUUAACAAAAUCUGCUUUUAAUGAAAAAGGUGGGUUGAUGAAAAGUUCAAUAAUAGAUUCCCAUAUUAUUGAUUUUUAUGUUCCAUUUUUACCACUUGAAAAAGUUCAUGUGUUACAAUGUAUUGAGGCAGAGUUGAAAAAUCUAAAUAAUUCUUUGGAUUCUGAAGCAAAAAGUGACAUAUUGCGUAUAGUUCCAUUUGGUCCAGAGCCUAAAAAGUUAUUUGCUACUUCUGGUUGUAAAAGGCUUAAUCAAUGGAUUACAUCUAAAUUAUAUUCUAAUUAAAUUGGAUAUUCUUAAAGAAUACUGUGGUCUGUGAGUGUUCUUGUACAUUAACUUUUGGAAAAAAACCAAUCUGAAAAUAAGUAUUGAAAUAUAUAUUUUUAAAUGUUUUAUAA
This is a messenger RNA of Metopolophium dirhodum (rose-grain aphid), 1314 nucleotides long. Its product is annotated as torsin-like protein. The record is from RefSeq and is a predicted model, not a curated record. NCBI's taxonomy places the organism in Eukaryota, Metazoa, Arthropoda, Insecta, Hemiptera, Aphididae. Gene Ontology annotation, biological process: cellular response to misfolded protein. The transcript has 6 exons. The coding region runs from base 197 to 1201 and encodes 334 amino acids. Gene Ontology annotation, molecular function: ATP binding; ATP hydrolysis activity.